Molecule: messenger RNA, 2950 nt
Organism: Poeciliopsis prolifica (blackstripe livebearer)
Lineage: Eukaryota; Metazoa; Chordata; Actinopteri; Cyprinodontiformes; Poeciliidae
Gene: creld1b
Product: protein disulfide isomerase Creld1
Exons: 11
Coding region: 260-1480 (406 amino acids)
Molecular function (GO): calcium ion binding
Source: RefSeq, a predicted model, not a curated record
UGGAAAACAGAAGAGACUAGCAGCCAAUCAUUCACUCAUCCCAGCGGAGUGUAGUUUCUGCCCGUCCCACUGCAGUCCGUCACCACGGCUGUUGCAGGAGCACUUCCAGCGUUAAUCAAACAGCCUUUGGCUGAAAAGUAAAAGUUGAAGGAGGAUUCCUAAAAUGUGAAGUUGCCCGGGUUCAGGUGACAGUGAGCCAGCAGGGACGGAGACGAUCUGUCGGUGGUGCAGCAGACUUUGUGGUUUGCUAACAAGGAUCAUGUGGGGAGUCUGGCCUUUCCUGCUUGCUCUGGUGCUUCUGUCAGAGCUCUCUGUGGAGAAAGUCCAGACGGCGCCAUGUCAAACCUGCAGAAAGCUCACCGAAAGCUUCAUUAAGGGACUAGAAAAAACGGCAAACAAGAACUUUGGUGGCGGCAACACUGCAUGGGAGGAGGAGAAGCUGGCUAAGUAUGCACGCAGUGAGACUCGGCUCUUGGAGAUCGUCGAAGCCGCUUGUGAGAAAACAGAUUUUGAAUGUAACCGUCUGCUGGAGCAGAUAGAAGACCAGGUUGAGACGUGGUGGUUCCACAGGCAGCAGGAGGCACCAGAUCUGUUUGAGUGGCUCUGCAUUGAGCAGCUAACACUGUGCUGCCCACCUGGACACUUUGGACCCGACUGCAAAGAGUGCCCGUCCGGACCUGGGGGUGUGUGUGGAGGUCUGGGCCGAUGUGAGGGUGAGGGCACUCGUCUGGGAGAUGGGGAGUGUGUCUGCGACCCGGGUUACUCGGGCCAGCUGUGCCAGAGCUGUGCUGACGGUUACUUCCGGGAGAAGAACUCCAAUGACAGCGCAGGGGCUUGUGCAGCGUGCUACCACUCCUGUCAGAAAUGCUCAGGGCCACAGGAUUACAAGUGCCUCGCCUGCAAACCUGGGUGGAUCCUUCAUGACAACAAGUGUGUGGACAUUGAUGAGUGCGGCACAGAGCUGGCUCGUUGUCCUUCCAACACUUACUGUCACAACAUAGAUGGAUCCUAUGAAUGCAGAGGCUGUGACCAGGCGUGCGUGGGCUGCAUGGGCAGCGGUCCUGCUCGCUGUAAGAAAUGUUCGCGUGGCUACAGACUGAAAGGAGCCAAGUGUCUUGAUAUAGAUGAAUGUAGCGAACGCGCAAUAGCAUGUCCCGGGCUGAACGAGGCCUGUAUCAACGAGGAGGGCUCCUUCCACUGCGACUGUGCUGAGGGAUUCAUCAGAAGAGACAGCAUUUGUGUGGAGAAUAAGCCACCUGCUGGCCCAGAGAAAGGUCUGUUUGACGACAUGACGGAUGACGAGGUUCUUGUGCUGCAGCAGAUGUUCUUCGGCGUCAUAAUCUGUGCCCUCGCCACACUUGCAGCCAAGGGAGACAUGGUCUUCACAGCCAUUUUUAUUGGAGGAGUGGCUGCUAUGGCUGGAUAUUGGCUGACAGAGAAGGGAGACUACAUGCUGGAUGGAUUUCUGAAGGGACGUUAGACUGUCUUCACAUGUCUGUGGAACAAAGGGACCUGGGGAUACCAACCAGGAGAGGUGAAUAAGACCGGACCCAAGGUGGGACAUUAUCUUCAAUGCUAGCCUUUCAGGGAUUAAUUAUGUAAUUUAUAAGGGCUUGGAUUAAGUAAUGUAUAACUGAUGAAGAGGAUUAUACAAGUAAAGGUGAAGACUAUGAUGUCAUGAAUGAAGCAACACUGCACUGACGUAAAAUACCUGAACUUCAUUCCCUACCAUAAGCUUUGCCUGUGUCAGGUUACUGCUAUACUCCAGAUGGUAGUUGUGGGCAUGCAAUUAGAUCAGUGCUUCUCAAUUAUUUUCCGUUACGCCCCCCCUAGCAAGAAGAAAACUAUUCGCGCCCCCAUUCCCCACCGUGACUAUCCAUCUCUGCAUAACAUUUUUUCCUUAUUAACAUUUUUUUCGCUGAAAAAACUCUAGCGGCUUAUCGGCGUGAUUGGGAUGUAACGUAUUUAAGUGACGCGCUAAUUUAUUUGGCUUCAUGCUGUCCGCUGCGAGCAUUUUUAGACACAGCAAACACACCGGUCUUUCCUCUUCUCCAACUGUAGUCACAGUGAAGCCAAGCGCUAAAUACGCUUCGUCGUAUUUCCUCUUCUUAGCUUUCGGUUGACUUUCUGUUGUCUCAUUAUCUUUGUCUCUCCGCUUUUCUUUUCAUCCCUGUGAAAAACUUUUUCAUGUUGGGGGUUGUUGAAUAACGGAGGCCAUAGACAGAACGCAGUCGGAGCUUUUUGUUGACUUAACACUGCUAACCAAGGCAAACCUGUUGUCUUGUAAGUCGUAAAAUGUUGCACUGUCGCAAACGUGACAGAAGUAACAAUGAGAGCGCCACUGCUGCCUACUGUGCGCAAUUACACUUUAUACUAGUUCGGCCAAAAAAAAGCCUGUUCCCCAGGAUCACACGCGCCCCCCAGGUAUCGCACCGCGCCCCCCAAAGGGGGCCCGCCCCACUAUUUGAGAAGCACUGAAUUAGAUCAACACUGUCCCCUCAAACUGACCCUAAAUAGAGUCUGAGGAGUUUAUAUCAUGAGUUUUUUUUUCACUGGAUGACUUUAUACCUCUUCCUCUGUGAAUGUGUGUGUCACAAUGCAUGUUCAUUUGAAAUCAGAACUACUGCACUGUUUUAAUUUGUUUACUUUAUUUUAGCAUGAUUGUUUUUACUUUUUUAGCUGCUGGAUUAUUUAUUUAAAUGUAAGAGGAGUGUGUGAGUGCAAUCUGGAUAAUUCAAGCCAAUUUCUGAUGCCUUUCUUUUUAUUUAUGUUUGUGAAUAUUUAGUUGUUUGUAUUAUCAGUACAAACAGUCAACUGUAAUUCAGAGAUUAUUUUGGAGAACCAUAACACUAACACCUCUGAUCCAUUUGGUCAUUUUGUCGAUCCGUAUUUACCUGGACUGCAAGCUAUUCCCUGGGUUUGCUUCACAAUAAAAGGAAAUUUUACAGUU